AUGUUUGUUAGUGACAACGAUGAUUAUCUCCCCGAGCCACAGGCCCCAGGAGAUCAUCAUAUGCACGAGGAGCGCUUACGCCGGCUUGAAGAGAACUUCGCACUACUCCUUAACCAGCGGUCUGUAGGGAAUGCGUCGGGGCCAAAGGAAAGUACUCCCAAAGCGAGAGUAACCGCUGUGGCUGCAGAUGUACAGGCUGCGGAUGAGCGUUCACUGAAACUAACAUACGAACUGCGUGAACUUGUGCCGCAUCUCUCUCCAGGGUUCGAUUGCUGUUCGGCCGAUGCGCUCCUGUUGCUCUCAGCCAUACGAAAUGGUUCUCACGGCCGUGGAUGUGAGUCAUGGGAGGACCGUCUAGCAGUAGUAAAGGCGGAGAAGCGGUCGCUUCAUCACCAGUUGGAGAAAAAGGCUCAGGAGUGUGAAGAGCUAAAGAAUGCUGUAGCGGAAAUGAAGCAGAGGCUUAAGGCGGAACGUCAGGAAGCUCUUUCAUCAGUCAAUGUCUUGUCACAAAGGCGAGAGCAGGUUAGAAAGCAGCUACUGUUAGAAGAGUCACGUUCGCAGAAAUUACAGGUGCGCAAUGGUCAGUUAGAGUCAGAGUUGGAACGUCUCAAAGACAUGCUUCACUCUUGCAUGCGUCGUUAA
This is a messenger RNA of Trypanosoma brucei brucei TREU927, 642 nucleotides long. RefSeq lists its product as hypothetical. The transcript has a single exon. NCBI's taxonomy places the organism in Eukaryota, Euglenozoa, Kinetoplastea, Trypanosomatida, Trypanosomatidae. The coding region runs from base 1 to 642 and encodes 213 amino acids. The record is from RefSeq and is a predicted model, not a curated record.